This is a messenger RNA of Protobothrops mucrosquamatus (brown spotted pit viper), 1482 nucleotides long. RefSeq names its product laccase domain containing 1 (gene LACC1). The record is from RefSeq and is a predicted model, not a curated record. The transcript is spliced from 5 exons. Lineage: Eukaryota; Metazoa; Chordata; Lepidosauria; Squamata; Viperidae. Gene Ontology annotation, molecular function: copper ion binding. The coding region runs from base 140 to 1471 and encodes 443 amino acids.
UAACAGUGUUAUACGUUGAAGCUGCUUCCCAAAGGAAAAGUCAAGAGCAAAACCAAGAAAAGAAACAACUACAACUCAAGCAAGGCUUUCUAAAAUAAAAGGGCUGCCCUUUAUUUAAAAAAUAAACCACAACAAAAGGAUGGCUGGUCCCUCUGCAUCUGGGCCACCCAUUCCGAAGACGGCCAUCUUGAUUGAUCUGUGGCACUUAGGGCCAGACGUUUCCACUUCAGAGUUCACUAUAUUAGUAUUCGAUAUAGCCAAAGUCAUGCCUAAGAAAGGUCUCAAAGAGUCCAAGGGGUAUUUCAUGUGCUGCCGGACCUCCGACUGUGAAAAGAAUGAUAAGGACCUUGAGGCAACCUUAAAAAAGGUAGGGGACGUGGCGGCUGCCGAAACGUAUGUUGAGGCCUUAUACACCAUGAAGCAGAAGCUGGACGAAAAGGGUGAGGAAAAGAUCGUCCUCCUGUUGUCCGGACAGAGAAAAUCCUUAGUGAGGAAGCAUAUUGACCAGCUCUUCACCGGAUUUUAUCAGUUUGAGUUGAUAGAGCUUCCCCUGAGCGUCAAAGAACAGCGCUUGAAGAAGUCCUUGGAAUCACGGAGCAAAAUCCGACCGCGCUUAGAUCCCGAGGCGGAGAGGAUGAUCCCGAAGGAAAUAAACCAGUUUUUGGAACGCCUUCCCAGCUUGAAAGGAAACCUCACGAUCCUCAAAUCUUCACUGAUCCCAGAACAUGUUUUCCUGCAUGGAUUCACAACAAGAACAGGAGGCAUCUCGUAUGUACCAACGAUGAGCUCUUUAAAUCUCUUUAGCAGUUCUAAACGGCGGGAUCCACCGGCCGUGGUUAAAGAAAACCUUCGAAGAUUGUCCCAGGCUGCUGGAUUCAACCCGGAUAUGUAUCACAGCAUGAAGGUCAACCACGCCAAUGACGUCUGGGUGAUGGGAAGACCCCAACCCAAGAGCUACGACGGAAUCGUAACUGACCAAAGAGGAGUGACCGUCGCAGCCCCCGGAGCAGACUGCAUUCCUCUUCUGUUUGCUGACCCGGUCAGAAAAGUUUGUGGAGCUGCCCAUUCAGGCUGGCAAGGCACCCUGCUCGGGGUUUCUAUGGCUGUAGUUACUGCUAUGGUAACGGAAUACGGUUGUAAGGUAAAGGAUAUCCUCGUAGUUCUUGGACCGUCUGUUGGGCCCUGUUGCUUUACGUUACCCAAGGAAUCGGCAAGAGACUUUUACAAGAUUGAUCCGACCUGCGUGAGAUGUUUUGAGUCACCCAAUCCGUACGUCGAUAUCCGGAGAGCAACACGACUUCUCCUAGAAGCUGGAGGGGUCCUACCGGUGAACAUUCAGGACGACUCCAUCACAGACCCAGAACAAAACAUUACUCUUUGUACAUCGUGUUAUCCCGACAAGUUCUUCUCGCACGUUCGAGAUGGAGAAAAUUUUGGGACCCAGAUUGGCUUCAUAUCUAUUCAAAGCUAAAAACUAUAUCC